GCCCCGCCGCGGGAGGCCCCGCCGCCGGCCCUUGGACCCGGGUGCCGCGCCGAGCCCGGGCAUGGCGGCGCCGGGGCAGAACCUGGCCGUGGUGGUGCACCGAGCCGGGGACCUGCGCCUGGAAAACCGUCCAAUCCCGGAACCGGGUCCCAAUGAGGUCCUCCUGCGGAUGCAUUCCGUUGGGAUCUGUGGGUCUGACGUUCACUACUGGCAGCAUGGUCGAAUCGGGGAUUUUGUUGUGAAGGACCCCAUGGUGUUGGGGCAUGAAGCUUCUGGGACUGUCAUCAAAGUGGGAUCAGGGGUGACCCAUCUGAAACCAGGUGAUCGAGUGGCCAUCGAGCCUGGCGUCCCAAGAGAAAUGGAUGAGUUCUGUAAAACUGGCCGCUAUAACCUGUCUCCAACCAUCUUCUUCUGCGCGACGCCUCCUGAUAAUGGGAACUUGUGCCGCUACUACAAGCACAGUGCCAGCUACUGCUACAAGCUUCCAGAUAAUGUCACCUUUGAAGAAGGAGCCCUUAUUGAGCCUCUUUCCGUGGGAAUCCAUGCCUGCAAAAGAGCGGGAGUCACUCUGGGAAGUAAAGUCUUCGUGUCUGGCUCUGGACCAAUUGGCCUUGUUAAUGUGCUUGUUGCUAAGAUGAUGGGUGCAGCGGCUGUGGUGAUUACAGAUCUGUCUGCCUCUCGCCUGCAAAAAGCCAAGGAGAUGGGGGCAGAUUUCACCAUUCAGGUGAAGAAUGAGACCCCGCAGGAGGUGGCCUCCAAAGUGGAAAGUCUGCUUGGCUGCAUGCCCGAGAUAACGGUGGAGUGUACAGGAGUGCAAGCCUGCAUCCAGGCUGGCAUCUAUGCCACUCGUUCUGGUGGGACCUUGGUGCUGGUGGGGCUGGGACCUGAUAUGGUCACUGUGCCCAUCGUGAACGCUGCCGUGCGGGAGGUGGAUAUCCGGGGGAUAUUCCGCUACUGCAACACGUGGCCGGUGGCAAUUGCUCUGCUCGCAUCCAAGCGGAUCAACGUCAAGCCCUUGGUCACGCACCGCUUCCCCCUGGAAAAGGCUCUGGAGGCAUUCGAGACCACCAAGAGGGGCGAGGGGGUCAAAGUCAUGCUGAAGUGUGACCCCACUGACCACAACCCCUGAGAUGUGGCGGUGCCUGGCCCUCUCCCCCAUUACACCGCCUGCCUGAGAUGCAAAGCAUGAGGCCACAGGAGGCUGAUGUACAGCUGUUGCAUGUCUCCACGGUCACCUUAUGCAGGCGCUGCUUGAAAAUCAAAUGAUAAUGAGGGUGAAUGGCACUGAGGGAUACACCGUUAGAGUAUUAACAGGUAUUAGCCACAAAUAGAGAACCAAUAGGGAAUAGUUUGAAUCAAAACGUCGCCGUUUGUUUGGUUCGAGAUAAUGGUUCACACAGUUGGCUCUUCUCUGGCUGGCCCCUCGUGCAGAAGCGCCCGGGUGUCUCCGCGCGUCCCAGGCAGAGCCUCCUGCGUGGAGGAGGGUGUCCCUGGCUGCGCGGGUGAAGCAAGGACAGGGAUGCCGACACUCCACCUUCCCACCCCAGCACUGCCCGGGGCUGUGCUUGCCGCAGCUCUUCCCUGCUGGCAGUCCCUGGGUGAGGGAUAACCCUGUGAAUGCUCUGCCCCCCUCCCUCGGGGACGCUCAGGGACUGCAGCAGCCUGUGGCACAAAGCCUGGCCAGCCCGCCUCUGCCAGAAGCAUCUGCACAUUCAGGUCGUUCUCUUCCUGCUCUUUGCAAAUAACAAACUGCAGGCCCAGAACUCGGAGCUCGGGGCUUUUUUGAAGCAGGUAGUCUGGAGGCCAGCUGGGCCCCUAUCUGCUCUGUCAUCACCCCCCAGCAGCUCCCCGGGGGCAGAAGGACCACUGCAGAGCAGGCUGCAGUGUGUCUGCAGGGAAACUGCCCUGUCCCUGUCUGGCUCCCGGGUUGGGGCUGCUGUUGAGGGGGCACAGCUCGCUUUUAGCACGGGCGGGAGCACGGGUGAGAAGUGAGGGGACAGCAUCACUCAAAGGUUUUGCCACUGCAAGCGAAUCCUAACUUUGGGGGGAUUCGGGGCCUUCCUGCUGAGUUUGUGAGCCAUGAAUGAGGUACUAAUGAGGUAGCAGGUUGCAGAUAACAAAAUCUAACGUUCGAUUACAGUUGUGUUAAUUUUAGUACUGAGAGAUCAGCCCUUUUUGAGCCGGUACUGAACUUUCCUCAUUAAAUGUUACCUCCCUGA
Tyto alba (common barn owl) is the source of this 2219-nucleotide messenger RNA. RefSeq names its product sorbitol dehydrogenase (gene SORD). The record is from RefSeq and is a predicted model, not a curated record. The transcript is spliced from 9 exons. Gene Ontology annotation, biological process: D-sorbitol catabolic process. Lineage: Eukaryota; Metazoa; Chordata; Aves; Strigiformes; Tytonidae. Bases 62 to 1129 code for a protein of 355 amino acids. Gene Ontology annotation, molecular function: zinc ion binding; L-iditol 2-dehydrogenase (NAD+) activity.